ACUGUAGCUCGAGUUGUGUACAUAAUAAAAGUCCUGGAGCAGCAUAAGUUCAGUGCUGGAUGUUAUGAGGAGUUUCUUUAAGGUUGUGUUGAGUUUUAUUAAUAAGUCUAAUGUCUAAACUGUUUGAGAUAAGGCCUGAGGUGAGAUGCAGCGCGACGGGGUUCUGGUCAGCCUGUGAGGUGUGGAUACAGAAGCCCCAUGUGGUGAAUAAGCGGCUGUGUGGAGUGAAGGAGGGGCGGUAUGAGGAGGCUGUGAACACAGAGGGGCUUCAGCGCUCUCUGGCACUACUGUUAACCCGGACUCCUGCCCAGGACCUGACCCAGCUUCUCCAGUUUAUUCACCGCAGCGCUGCUGAGAGUGAACAGCAGAGCUGGAGUGUGGGGGUCAGAACCAUUAUACCUAAAGUAGCUUCAAACAGCAGCGGAGCAAACCUGUGCAGAGAGAUUAUAGUCAAAGAUUUCAUUAGGCAAGCAGUGACGUUUCUCCCUAUAGAAGAAAACAGUGAAGGACCGGUUAUUCUCAAGAAAAGUAAUAUUUAUCAGAUCCAGUUUGAGGAGGAGUCAGGUGACUGUGUGCUGUCUCUCCAUGCCCUGAACCCUGAUCAGUGGUACAGUGAUGGUGUGACCUACCCCAAACUGUCCUGGCUGGAAGCAGAGCUUCUUCCUAAACUAGCACGCUGGGCCACAGAUAACAAAAGCAGUGAGUUCAAGAGCACUCUGUCCCUCAUUCCUGUGGAGAAGUACAGCAUUCUCUACCAGGAGCUGAAGACCAAAUACAAAGACAUUGUAAAGGUCUGGCCUGAAGUUACUGAUCCUGAGAAAUUUGUCUUUGAAGAUGUGGCCAUUGCAACGUAUCUCCUGGUUUUGUGGGAGGAAGAGCGUGCUAAAAAAGGAUUAACAUCCAAACAAUCUUUUGUGGAUCUGGGAUGUGGGAAUGGUCUGCUAGUUCACAUAUUAAACAAUGAAGGGCACCCUGGAAAGGGUAUAGAUGUACGCAAGCGGAAAAUCUGGGAUAUGUACGGCCCAGAUACACACCUAGAGGAAAAGGCAAUCACGCCCAGCGCAAGUUUCCUCUUCCCUGAGACGGACUGGCUGAUUGGAAAUCACUCGGAUGAGCUCACACCAUGGAUCCCUGUUAUAGCAGCCAGGUCGUCCUACUCCUGCCGCUAUUUUGUGCUCCCCUGCUGCUUCUUUGACUUUUUUGGGAAAUACCAGCGCCGGCAGUGUAAGAAGUCUCAGUACAGGGAGUACAUAGACUUCAUCUCUGAUGUCAGUGGAGUGUGUGGCUUCCAAACAGACGAAGACUGCCUGAGGAUCCCCUCCACCAAACGGGUAUGCCUAAUUGGCAGGAGUAGGAGUUAUAAGGAGCCUGAAGGAGCAGAGGCAGAUGUGAGAAGAGCAGACUACAUCAGGGGACGGCAAGUCUCGAGCUCAAGCUCAUCUGAUGUCACUCAGAAAGACCACAGUAGACAUAAUCACCAUGAAGAUGGACAGGAGAUCCCGGCAGCAGGAAGUGACUGGGGAAGCGGCUUCCAGCCCAGAGAGAAGAUCGAGACAGUGAGAAACUGUGCAGCUCUCCCUAGAGAUCUGAUAGACGCUGUGGUCCUGAAGGUGGCCAGGGCUUUACUAGGGCUCACUGCAGAGGCGGGAGAGGAGGAGAACAGGUCCUCGCUGAAGGAUACAAAUAAGUGGAAUACUGGAGGCUCUCUCUCUAUCCGUGAGGUAGCCGAGCUCCUGGAUCAUUCCACCUUGCAGACACUGAAGAAGGAGUGUGGAGGUCUGCAGACUCUGCUUAAAAACAGCCACCAGGUGUUCAGAGUGGAGGGUGGAAGAGUGCACAUUCGGGACUGGCGUACCAGUGCUGCAGGUCAGAGAACUCGUGUAAACUUAAAGAACAAAUCGCAAAUCUCAGGAGCGCUGAAAACUAGAGAGUGUUGGUUCCACACCCACCACCCCAACGGAUGCCCACUGUCCACUGAAGACUGCCUCUUUGCUCACGGGGUGGAUGACCUGCGGCCUUCCACACGUCCUCUAAAGAAGUUCAAGCACUGACUGUGAUUAAUGUGACUGUCUGUAAAAAGUUUUUUUUUUUUUUUUUUUUUUUUUUCUUGUGCAAUUUGAAAUCAUGGGUUUUUAAUUUCAGAGAAUACUGAACUAUUUUUGGCUCAUUGCUAUGUGUAAAUAAUCACUGGCCUUUUAUUUAUCUGCUCCUAUUUGCAAAACAAAUGGAUUUUCUCUCAGCAAACAUAUUCCUGUUUCGUGACAACAGAACAAUAAACACCCAAAACUGUGAAAGAUCAA
Molecule: messenger RNA, 2300 nt
Organism: Astyanax mexicanus (Mexican tetra)
Lineage: Eukaryota; Metazoa; Chordata; Actinopteri; Characiformes; Acestrorhamphidae
Gene: trmt44
Product: tRNA methyltransferase 44 homolog
Exons: 11
Coding region: 111-2051 (646 amino acids)
Biological process (GO): tRNA methylation
Molecular function (GO): tRNA (uridine) methyltransferase activity; metal ion binding
Source: RefSeq, a predicted model, not a curated record